Molecule: messenger RNA, 1406 nt
Organism: Drosophila mauritiana
Lineage: Eukaryota; Metazoa; Arthropoda; Insecta; Diptera; Drosophilidae
Gene: CtsB
Product: cathepsin B
Exons: 4
Coding region: 218-1240 (340 amino acids)
Biological process (GO): regulation of catalytic activity
Cellular component (GO): lysosome
Molecular function (GO): cysteine-type endopeptidase activity
Source: RefSeq, a predicted model, not a curated record
CAGCGGGCGCGAACCAUUUUUUUUUGUGCGACAGAACAAAAACAAGAGAAUAAUAGACGCAUAAAGAGCAUUACCCGUCCGAUUUUCACGGGCAGUACGAAAACAAGAACGGAGCAGAGAGCCCGUUAAUACGACGCGUCAUUUUCCGCCAUUUUACUGCUGUGAUUUGUUUGAAUUUUGCUGUGUCAGCGCGUUGGAAAUUCGUUGGACGAGAAUAAUGAAGCUACUGCUCCUGGUGGCCAUCGCGGCCUCCGUGGCGGCACUCACCUCCGGCGAGCCGUCGCUGCUCUCGGAUGAGUUCAUCGAGGUGGUGCGCAGUAAGGCCAAAACCUGGAAGGUGGGUCGCAAUUUCGAUGCAUCCGUAACGGAGGGACAUAUCCGCCGCCUGAUGGGCGUCCAUCCGGAUGCACACAAGUUCGCACUGCCCGAUAAGCGCGAAGUUCUUGGCGAUCUCUACAUGAAUAGCGUUGACGAGCUCCCCGAAGAGUUCGAUUCCCGCAAGCAGUGGCCAAACUGCCCAACCAUUGGCGAGAUUCGCGACCAGGGUUCAUGCGGCUCCUGCUGGGCCUUUGGUGCCGUUGAAGCCAUGUCCGAUCGCGUGUGCAUCCAUUCCGGCGGCAAGGUGAACUUCCACUUCUCGGCCGAUGAUCUCGUAUCCUGCUGCCACACCUGCGGAUUUGGCUGCAAUGGCGGAUUCCCCGGCGCCGCCUGGAGCUACUGGACACGCAAGGGAAUCGUCAGCGGAGGACCCUACGGAUCUAAUCAGGGCUGCCGUCCUUACGAGAUUUCUCCCUGUGAGCACCACGUGAAUGGAACCCGACCACCAUGUGCCCAUGGCGGUGGAACGCCCAAGUGCUCGCACGUGUGCCAGAGCAGUUACACCGUGGAUUAUGCCAAGGACAAGCACUUCGGCUCCAAGUCGUACUCGGUGAAGCGCAAUGUGCGUGAAAUUCAGGAGGAGAUCAUGACCAAUGGACCGGUUGAGGGAGCCUUCACCGUUUAUGAGGAUCUCAUUCUGUACAAGGACGGCGUCUAUCAGCACGAGCAUGGCAAGGAGCUGGGCGGUCAUGCCAUUCGCAUUUUGGGCUGGGGCGUUUGGGGCGAUGAGAAGAUCCCGUACUGGCUAAUUGGCAACUCGUGGAACACCGAUUGGGGCGAUCACGGAUUCUUCCGCAUCCUGCGUGGCCAGGAUCACUGCGGCAUCGAGAGCUCCAUUUCGGCGGGUCUGCCCAAGCUGUAGAUGUUACAUAUAUGUAUUCCCGGCCCCAAGCUGAUAUAUCAAAACCCUCUAUUUUCUAUCAUCCCCUCCUUUUAUUUUCAUUCCGAUUCGCAACUGACGUUUGUAGUUAAUGUAAACAACUAAACCUGAUUGAUAAUAAAGUAUUGUAUAUGACUGUGGAACUGUA